Penicillium brevicompactum is the source of this 2616-nucleotide messenger RNA. RefSeq names its product mRNA-binding protein PUF3. Gene Ontology annotation, biological process: nuclear-transcribed mRNA catabolic process, deadenylation-dependent decay. The record is from RefSeq and is a predicted model, not a curated record. The coding region runs from base 1 to 2616 and encodes 871 amino acids. Gene Ontology annotation, cellular component: cytoplasm. NCBI's taxonomy places the organism in Eukaryota, Fungi, Ascomycota, Eurotiomycetes, Eurotiales, Aspergillaceae. The transcript is spliced from 5 exons. Gene Ontology annotation, molecular function: mRNA 3'-UTR binding.
AUGGCUUCUACCAUGGCCACUAAUGCAUCCAGCGUACAUAACGCACGAUCGAACCGAGCCUCCAACAUGGCCUCAUCCGGAAUGAAUGAUCGCCCGCGGGGAUCUCAGAGCAACAGUGUCGGCAAGGGAUUCGGUGGUGGCAAGUCGAGCUGGAAUAACAACAUCUGGGGUGAUUCCAACCUGGGCGGAUUCGGAGAUGAACAACACAUCAGUGAGACCGCAUUCGAAGGGAAGUCUGGCUCCGGCUCUUUGCUCUCCACUUCCGAGUCGGAUGGCUGGUCGGGACGCGCCAAUCUGCCCUGGAGCACUGUCAACGCCAACCCCGCCCCAGCCAUCAACGAAACCGGCGACAGCUCUUACUUCGCUCUUCCUCGUACCUCGGGCAUGGGCGCACCUGGGAUCACGGCCAGUCAUCGCCCUUACCUCAACACUGCUUCGGAGGGUGUCUCUCCUUCCGGUGAUGGUAUGAGCUUCGGUGGAUUCUCCGGUCGACGACAGAUGAGCUCGGGUCUCGGUGGUAGUCCCGUGGGAGCUAACUUCCCGGGCAAGCCUGGCUUCUCCAACCCUCUCGAUGGUGCCCGCACCGAUGACAUGGCUGCCAUGGGUAUGGGAUCGCUGGGAUCUGGUAUCCCCGAUUCCAUGUCUCCCACUCAGGCCCGCGCCGGUCUGUCGCACGCCACUCACAACUCUGCUUCCUACGCAGCUCAACGUCCAUCGCACUCCGCUCACCCUUCAUUUUACUCCGACAACCACAGCGUCGAUGGUCGCUACGCCGGUGGAUCUAUGGAUCUCAAUGCUGGGUUCAACAAGCUGCAGAUGAACGACAGCGGGUUUAUCUCAGGAGGAGCCCAGCGCCCUUCGUAUAUCCCGCACGCCUCCUUCGAUGGCACAUUCCCUCGCAACAAAUAUCAGAAUGACGAGGCCGCCUACCAGGCACUCGGUUAUAACCAGGAGUCUGCCCAAGACUUGCAGCUCGCGUACCAAGCUCGCUCUCGCGCUGGCAACACGGGCUCUAUCUCCCCCUCUGACUAUGCUCGCAUGGACAGCCCAAUCUAUCCAGCGGUUGAUGGUGGCUCCCAGUACCGCAACCCGGGUGAUACCCACGCCCUCGCCUUCGAGCGCCGAUUGCGGGCUCUCCAGGAGCAGGAACUCGCGCAGGGCUCGCAGCGGAUGCAAUACCCGCCGUCUUACGACUACCAAGCUUACCAGGCUUCGCGUCUCAACGCCCUAUCCGGUUUCUACCCAGUGGCCCAGCUGAGCAACCUCGGUGCGGCGGCCCUGGUCUCUCGCACCCAGCGUGAUGCGGAUACCACCCAAGUUGUGCGCAGCCCGCUCCUUGAAGAGUUCCGUGCCAACAGCAAGGGUAACAAGCGCUACGAGCUCAAGGACAUCUACAACCACGUCGUAGAGUUCAGUGGUGACCAGCACGGUUCCCGUUUCAUCCAGCAGAAGCUGGAAACCGCAAACAGUGACGAGAAGGAGCAAGUGUUCCGCGAGAUUCAGCCAAACUGCCUGCAGUUGAUGACCGAUGUCUUCGGUAACUACGUUGUCCAGAAGCUCUUUGAGCACGGAAACCAGACUCAGAAGAAGAUUCUCGCAAAUCAAAUGCGCGGCCACGUUCUCGCCCUUUCAACCCAGAUGUAUGGUUGCCGCGUUGUCCAGAAGGCCCUCGAGCACAUCUUGACCGAUCAGCAAGCAGCCAUGGUCAAGGAACUCGAGAACCAUGUCCUCAAGUGUGUUCGUGACCAGAAUGGUAACCACGUCAUCCAGAAGGCCAUCGAGCGUGUGCCCUCACAAUACGUGCAGUUCAUCAUCAACGCUUUCCGUGGCCAAGUGAACCGCCUUGCUGCCCACCCCUACGGUUGCCGUGUCAUUCAAAGAAUGCUUGAGCACUGUGAGGAGGUCGACCGCCAAUCCAUUCUAGCCGAACUCCACGCUUGUACCUCCAACCUUAUUCCAGACCAGUUCGGCAACUAUGUGAUCCAGCACGUCAUCGAGAAUGGCGAUGAGCCCGAUCGCACCCGCAUGAUUGAUAUUGUCAUGGGACAGUUGCUCGCUUAUUCGAAGCACAAGUUCGCCAGCAACGUGGUUGAGAAGAGCAUUGAGUUCGGUGCUGAGCACGAACGAGUUCACAUCAUCACGACCCUGACUUCUGCGAACGACCGUGGUGAGAGCCCUCUCCUCGGUCUUAUGCGCGACCAAUAUGGCAACUAUGUCAUCCAGAAAGUCCUGGGUCAGCUCAAGGACGCCGAGCGCGAAGCUCUGAUCGAUCAGAUCAAGCCUCUUCUCAGUCAGCUGAAGAAGUUCAGCUACGGCAAGCAGAUCGUCGCGAUUGAGAAGCUCAUCUUUGACCCCAACGCACCUGCCACUGGGUUGUCCAACACCACCUCGACCACACCCCCACACUCUCACAAGUCCUCCCCGCAACCCCUCAAGCGGUCCAUUCCCACUGAACAACCGCGCGCCUUUGGCAAUGCGCCACCCACUCCACCCCCAACCGACCAAGCCGUUGACAGCACCCUUGAAUCCAAAGGCCUUGCGAAAAGCACCGUCACCACGGUUUCCAGCCCCGAGACAGGCACCGGCGUCCCGGUCGACGUCACCAGUGCCCACUAA